Messenger RNA from Cavenderia fasciculata, 1419 nucleotides. RefSeq lists its product as uncharacterized. Lineage: Eukaryota; Evosea; Eumycetozoa; Acytosteliales; Cavenderiaceae. The record is from RefSeq and is a predicted model, not a curated record. Bases 1 to 1419 code for a protein of 472 amino acids. The transcript is spliced from 4 exons. Gene Ontology annotation, molecular function: nucleic acid binding.
AUGAUGAUUAGUUCAAAUAAACCUAGAUCGUUGGGUAUGUCAACAGAACAUACUUUGACAGGUAGAUCUACCAUUGGCAGAAAGAUGAUGGAGAAGAUGGGGUGGAAGGAUGGUAUGGGUCUUGGUGCAACCAACGAAGGUGAUACAGAAUUUAUCAAGGGAAAGAUGAAGUAUGCAAACUUUGGUAUCGGUGCAAAUGCUACCAAUACUCGUGCAUCCGUCUUUAUCAAUGCUGACUAUUCCGUAUCAUCUGUAACUCAUAAAGGCAAAUACGGUGAAGAUUUCGAUGAUCUUUUAUAUCGUAUGAGUAAAUCAAAUGGUCAACAAGAAGAAGAAGAAGAAGAAGAAGAAGAAGAAGAAGAGAAAGAUAAAUCAACUAAAAAUAAGAGAAAGAACAAAUCAAAAGAAGAUAAAUCAACAAAGAAAAAGAAAUUAGAAAAGAAUAGUGAUAAUGAAACAAGUAGUGAUAGUGAUAGUAAUAGUAAUAGUAGUGAAAGUGAAAGCGAAAGUGAAAGUGACUCUUCUAGUUCAUCUUCCUCUUCAUCAUCUGAUAGCAGUUCAGAUUCAGAUAGUUCAUCGGAUGAUGACUCUUCAUCAGAUUCAUCAUCGUCCGAUUCAGAUUCAUCAUCUUCUGAAUCAGAAGUAGAAACCAAAAAAGUAAAGACAAGUGACGAAAGCAGUAGCAGUGAAAGUGAAAGUGAAAGUGAAAGCGAUAAUAAUAGUAAAACGAAAAAGGCAAAGAAAUCAUCACCAACCACAACGUCUGACAGUAGUAGUAGUGACUCUGAAUCUGAAUCUGACUCUGACUCUAGCAGUGUUAGUAGCAGUGACGAUUCGGACUCUGACUCCUCCAGUAGUGAAGAGGAAACUAAAAAGAAAAAGAAAUCCAAUGAUGAUUCCAGUUCAGAUAGUAGCUCGGACAGUAGUAGCGACGAUUCAGAUUCCAGUUCCGAUGAUAGCAGUAGAAGUAGCAGUAGCAGUGAAAGUGAAAGUGACUCUUCAAGUAGCGAGGAAUCAAGUAGUGAAGAAGAAAAGAAGCAACCAGCAGCAAAGAAAUCUUCUUCUUGGGUUGGAAAUAUUAGAUAUCAUAAAAUUAUGAAGGCCAAGAAUGUCAAAAACUAUAGUCAAGAAGAUUUAAAUGCAAUUUUGGGUAUUCGUCCAGACAAGGCCGAAAGAGGUGUCAAUUUUCAUGAAAAAGUUAGAAAGGAAACUACUGAAAAUCAAAAUUGUGUCGUCGUCAUCCGUCUUGUCUGUGCCAUAAACAAAAGUCAAUUUUCGAUGGCUGAGUUUCCUAGGAAACUUGGGAAUCCCUCUAGAUAUGUUCAUUAUUGUCUCAUUCCAAAGUUGAUAAGGUCUCAUUCCAAGGUUAAUGUCGAUGCAAAAUCAAAACAAGUUUGGGCAUUAAUUGUGAUCGUAUAA